Molecule: messenger RNA, 1419 nt
Organism: Phytophthora infestans T30-4
Lineage: Eukaryota; Oomycota; Peronosporomycetes; Peronosporales; Peronosporaceae
Exons: 1
Coding region: 1-1419 (472 amino acids)
Source: RefSeq, a predicted model, not a curated record
AUGAUGGAGGCUGAAGUAGCGCUACCGCAGCUGGAUGAGGCCAUUGCGUACCUUCAGGUCGAAGUCGCCGCCCUCCGCGCUGGGGAAAAGGACGCCAACCUCCCAGCACUCGCAGUAGCCGUCGCAGCAGGCGAGGCGCCGCUCCCAGAGCCUCGAUUCGCGCCGCUAUUAGCAGUCUGGACGCCUGCAGCAUCCGCCAUCUCCACAGAGUUGGCGGCGCUCGUUGACCAGUUCGAGGCCGCCAGAAGGCGAGAGGAGGAGGCAGCACGCAAAAAAGAAGACGAGGACGUGAAGAUACCCGUUCAUUCGGCGCUACAGCGAGUGCGAGGCCAGAGGAGGAGACCCCGGACGAGACCCAGGAGGAGGUUCGAGGAUCCAGACGAGGGCGACGCCUCGCAGUCUGCAAGUGAUGGGACGCCCACGCCCUCACCUAGAGCAGAUGUUGCAGCUGUGACUGUCACUGUGAAUGAAAAGAAGAAAGCGGAAGAGAAACAAGUGGAGAAGGAGCACGAGAAGGUCGAGAAAGAGAAAGCUGAUGUGGUGAUGGAAGAGACACUCGCUGAGGCAAAGCGUGUGGAAAUGACUGAAGAGAAAGAAGAGACGACUGAAGAGAAGGUUGAAGAGAAGGCUACGGAGCACAAGGUGGACAGUGACGAGAAGGGUCAAGAAGAGAAGCCUGUCGAGGAGAAGAACCCCGAGAAAGAAGAAGCGGAGGCUGCGCUGGCGAGUCUGAAGGCUCUGAGGAAGAGCAUGCUGCUGGAUGUGCUGUCCAAGAUCGUGUCGGUGGCGAAGAGUAAGGCCGUAAACCCUGCCAUGUUCUCGACCCGUGGGAAGGUGGACGAGGACCAGGUGGAUCUGGAGAAGAUACAGGACCGAGUGGCACGUGGAGCGGUGUGCGAUUGGGCACAGUUCGCAGAGCAGGUGUAUCUCUUCUGCCAGCACGUGGUGACGGACGCGGAGCAGCGCGAGCAACCGGAAGCGAGACGCAAAGGCGUGGAAUUGCUGCAUUUCGCUAGGACUCUGACCGAGACGCUGCGUAAAGCUAGUGUCAAGAAAGAAGCCAUUUUGUUGCAGAAGAUUCGCGAUGCAGAGGACGAAGCGGCUGCUCGUAAGGAGGAAGCUGCUCGCAAAGACGAGCAACAAGCUGUUGUUCUUAUAGAGGAAGAUGAGAAGAAACGCGACGUUAAAGACGAUGAAAAGGACAAAGAUACCGAGACACUUCAAGCAGAACAGAAGGACGGUCAAGCAGAGACUGCUGACAGUCUGGACUCGAGUAGCAAGGCCCUUUAUGAAGAGGCUUCGGGUCCUCCACCGCUUACGCCAGCUCGGGCGUCAACAAGGAUCCGAACGCGAACGAGUAUUAGCAGUGACGGUCUCGCGCUCUGCCGCCCCAUCGCCGCCGUCUCACAACCCGCGUAA